This is a messenger RNA of Mercenaria mercenaria, 2079 nucleotides long. RefSeq lists its product as uncharacterized. Bases 1238 to 2017 code for a protein of 259 amino acids. The record is from RefSeq and is a predicted model, not a curated record. The transcript has 2 exons. NCBI's taxonomy places the organism in Eukaryota, Metazoa, Mollusca, Bivalvia, Venerida, Veneridae.
GCAUCUGGUCCUCGAUGAAGGGCUAGGUUAAGUUAAGCGAGGUCAAUUUGUUAAAAAAAAAUGUUAAAAAACUGUGAAGUUGUUCUAAAUUUGUCUUAGCGAUAAAACGAUAAAUACAGUAAUUAUGUACCGUCAGUUUUACUUAAGGCUAAUAAUCAACUAGCUUUAUGUUUUUUCACAACAUGUAACGAGGGGCAUUAACUGUCUAACCUUGGGAAAAUUAAUGGCAUUCACCUACAGUCUUGAACAUUUUUCCAAAACGAAAUCGGCUUUGGUGGUGUGUGGUCCCAGGUGUAUGGCUAGGAAAAGUUAGGUGAGGUUAGGUGCGGUUAGGGUUUUGGCUAUUUUUUGAACAAUAUGAGGGCUACUGGCUGCACAGCAUUGGGCAAAUUACUGUGACAAUCAGUCUUGUUCGUUAAAAAUACAACAAGGCAAAUAUUCAAGUUUAUGUACUUUUAUUGCGGUUACGAGUGCCAAUCGCUGCAUAAAUGUCCCCGAAACACUUUGCAUUUCGUCUAGGCGUUUCGUUGAACCGAAAUGGUGGCAUCGGUCUGUAAUUCUGCUUUGCAUCUACUUCUGUGCUAAAUCUAUCAACAAUGCCAUGAUCUGUAAAUGAUAAGAGCAAAAGUGCAUUGAAGACGAUCCAAUUUGCCCUCUUAUUUCUUAGAACAAAGUUUACGAAUUCGUCUUUCCAUGUGUCUACAGCAUAAUAGUCUAGUAGAACAAGUAGAAUUCUAGUAUCAAUCCUUGACACAACAAUAUCAAAGUUCACCACUGGAUUCGACAAGUCCACUACGAACUGUUUGUGAUAUUGCUCAAUGUCCCCUUCUUUCAGAAAUCCGUCAAGUUGCUCUCGCAAGUACUGUUCAUGACAUUCCCCGAGCGACAAUAUCUUCUCUGUCUUAUUGUAUAUAUCGUUGUGCGUUAACAGCAUGUCGAGAGUUUGAGACCUCUGUCUCAGUGUUUCGAUGCUGAAAACUUUCACCUUCAUCUUCUGGAAUUUAUAAGCUGUAUGAUAGUUUGUAAGGGUGUUGACAGUCUGAUUGCAUUCGAUAGAAUGAAGCUCGAUGGUCUAUUUCCCUGGUACUGUACCGAAAAAAUAACUUUUUCAAUCAAUCUGCUUUCUGAUUGGUUAAUACAAAGUAGGCGUGGUUUAAGCAAACCGUUCUGAUUGGUCGAAACAAUUCUUGCUAGAUAUAGCGUUUGCGGAUGGUUUAAACUCUCAUUCUGUAUCAGAAUGAUGAACAGAUCAGCCGUAGAAUUACUGAGCACAUUAAUGACAAAGAGCCGUCAACAAGCAAUGGAAACAUUUGUGUUAUACAAGCGAAGAGGCAUAGUGAGAAGAGCCCAGCACUUGAUUCAGAAUAUCGAUAACGUCGUAACUUGUAUCAAUUUGGAUCAUGGACGAGACCCUUGCUUAUUCAAGAGUAGCAUGUCGGCGCUAUCGAAACUUAACUUGUGGGAAAACGAAAUCAGAGAGGCGGCGAACGAAACAGAUAUGUCGGAUGUAAUAGCUGCUGCGAGAUUUCUCUUGGAGCAUCAAGGCUUGCUGAGGGAUGAAAUUGACAAAAUGGACAAAGCGAAGAAACAACUCACACUAACAGAAACCAUCAUGAUUAGCGACGACGAAAGUGAAGAGUUGCCAGAUAUCAUCAGUCCGACCAUGACUAUGAAAUCGAAAAGUCCGAUAAGAGGCAUCCGAGGAUUACACAAGCGGAAACCUUACACGAGGCCUUCAUCAACGGUUACCAGCAGUACAUUGAGCGAAACGGCUUGGGAAAAGAGGGAAAAUGAGAUGCUGGUGGCUCAUCAGAGAGAACUUUCUAAAGCUAAGCAAGAGGCAAGAGACGAACUGUUAUUAUGUAUAAUAUGUCUAUCAGCCGAGAAAGAUCACACACUAGUGCCUUGCGGACACACCUUUUGUAAAGACUGUUCACAUAAGAGUAAAGCUAAGGGAAAGUGCUUCUUUUGCAUGACAAAAGUAAAAUCGUGUGUAAAAAUGAGACUGACAGACUAAAUGACUGACAGAUGCUAUUCCUUCUUGUCUUAUCAUGAUGGCAAUAAAAUGCUAACAUAUCA